This is a messenger RNA of Striga hermonthica, 234 nucleotides long. Lineage: Eukaryota; Viridiplantae; Streptophyta; Magnoliopsida; Lamiales; Orobanchaceae. The record is from the annotation of a GenBank genome assembly.
ACGUUAUUACACACGUCGGAUACCCUGAAAUUCAUAUCGAAGUCGUUGGAUUCGGAAAGGAGAGCGGAGAUAAGAUAUGUUUACGACUUUUGCAGGCUUUCCUACAGCAGUGGUGUGAGUGAAUUGAUAGAAGCCCUUUUGGCAUUUGCUAAAGGAGACUAUAGAAACAUGCUGAUUUUGUUGGGAACGGGUGACAGAUUUCUGAGUAAGUGUCAGGUUGUCAAUGCAAAUCGG